UAAUACUGUUUGCUGUUAAGUCCUGAACUGGGGACAGACACAACCUACAACAGGCACUUGUGAGCUGUGGCGCUGGUCAGACCGAUUCUUACCCGAGAAGAGGAUGAGGAUGGAGGCUUCAACCUCUGCAGAUUUUUAUUUUUAUUUUCAUAUUCUAACUUUAGAGUUUCCGAUUUCAUUUUGAAGCCGAACAUCCAUUUUUCUCGACUAUCAUCCUGCAAAUUAUUUGGAUUUACUCGGACCGUGAAUUUGGAGAUUUACCUUUGACCAGUGAUGUGUCCUGCUCGAGUAGUUUAGACCCCAGUUUUGAUGUUUGUUGGUCUUCUGAACCUUAGGUGCACUUUAUUUUGGCUCCCACACUUUAUCAAACGCUUCAUGCAGUUUUGAUAAGUGGAAACAUUUGCUCGUUUUCUCUGAGGACUCGUGCGUCUUUUCUUUCUGGAAAGCAGUGAUGACUGAGGUUCAACUAAACAGCGCUUCCUUUCCUCUUUUUCAUCCCCUGGGAAACUUGUUUUGAGCCUCAUCACAUCUCACUCUCCGUCUUUACCACCUGCAGGAGGGAGACUUCCACUUCCAAGACCCUGGCUCCAGGUGCCCGUCCAGCCCUGACGCAUAGAGGACCACGCUGCGGCAAUGGAAAGUAUCUCGAACCAAAGUGACUUGUGGCCAUUUAACGAGUCGUGGAAGAACUCGAGUCUCCCUAACGGCACCUCCGGGUUGAAUCAGACGAAUCCCCUGAAGCGCAAUGAGGAGGUGGCGAAGGUGGAGGUGACCGUGCUCGCCCUGGUGCUGGUCCUGGCGCUGGCGGGGAACCUGUGCGUCCUGCUGGCCAUCCACACCACCAAGCACAGCCAGUCGCGCAUGUACUACUUCAUGAAGCACCUGAGCAUCGCCGACCUGGUCGUGGCGAUAUUCCAAGUUCUGCCUCAACUCAUCUGGGACAUCACUUUUCGCUUCUACGGCCCGGACACCUUGUGCAGAUUGGUGAAAUACCUACAGGUUGUCGGGAUGUUCGCGUCCACGUACAUGUUGGUUCUGAUGUCUGUAGACAGGUGCCUGGCGAUUUGUCAGCCUCUCCGCUCCCUGCACCGGAGAAAAGACCGUUUCUAUGUCAUCUCCUCCUGGAUCCUGAGCCUGCUGUUCAGCGUCCCGCAGAUGUUCAUCUUCUCGCUGCAAGAGGUCGGCUCGGUCGGGUCAGGGGUCUACGACUGCUGGGGGGAUUUCGUGAAGCCGUGGGGAGCCAAGGCGUACAUCACAUGGAUCAGCCUGACCAUAUACAUCAUCCCCGUGGCCAUACUGAGCCUUUGCUACGGUUUGAUAAGCUUCAAAAUCUGGCAAAACUUCAGACUGAAAACCAGACGGGAGCAGUGUAUAAGCCUGACGCCCAAAACCUCCAAAGGCAACACGCUGGCCCGUGUGAGCAGCGUGAAGCUCAUCUCCAAGGCGAAGAUAACCACGGUGAAAAUGACUUUUGUAAUCGUCCUGGCUUAUAUCGUCUGCUGGACCCCCUUCUUCUCUGUCCAGAUGUGGUCUGCGUGGGACCCAGAGGCGCCUCGUGAGGCUAUGCCCUUCAUCAUCUCCAUGCUACUCGCCAGCCUCAACAGCUGCUGUAACCCCUGGAUCUACAUGUGCUUCGCCGGACACCUGUUCCAGGAUCUUAGGCAGAACUUUCUGUGCUGUUCCACUCGCUACCUCAAGUCAUCCCAGUGCCGCUGUGAGCCCGACUUUGACUCCAGUCACAAGAGCAACUCCUCAACGUUUGUCAUAAAGAGCACCAGCAGUCAGAGGAGCCUCACACAGACUACUAGCACAUAAGCAUGGA
Hippoglossus stenolepis (Pacific halibut) is the source of this 1822-nucleotide messenger RNA. It is a transcript of the gene oxtra, whose product is annotated as oxytocin receptor a. The coding region runs from base 634 to 1815 and encodes 393 amino acids. The transcript has 2 exons. Gene Ontology annotation, biological process: positive regulation of vasoconstriction; female pregnancy; regulation of systemic arterial blood pressure by vasopressin. NCBI's taxonomy places the organism in Eukaryota, Metazoa, Chordata, Actinopteri, Pleuronectiformes, Pleuronectidae. Gene Ontology annotation, cellular component: membrane. The record is from RefSeq and is a predicted model, not a curated record. Gene Ontology annotation, molecular function: peptide binding; vasopressin receptor activity; oxytocin receptor activity.